AAAGCAAACACAUUUUCAUCUUAAAGCAUUUUUUCUUUCCAUUUCUGAAGUUUUGUUAAUUUUUAUUAUUUACUAACUCUUCACAGUUGAGAUCAUUUUAUAGUAAUUAAGCAUUAAAUCAUACUUUUCACCUAAUUUAGGAAAACUUUUUUUUUUUUUUUUAUUUUUAUCACCACGCCCAAUUCUGUGCUUUUUAUAUAAAUUAAGAAAAAAAAAAAAGUCAAAAAUGCGUUGCCAAAUUCACUUUUGUAUGUAAUAUAUGCCAAAACUUGAUUAACUAAACCCUGAAGAGAGAAAGAAACGAGGAAGCAAUAAUGUCCUUGCUUUAUAGGAAAACCCUGAAUUUAUUAAAAGGAAAUGACAAUGAAGUCAACGGAAUUCGAAUAAACAUAAACAGACAAAACAAAAGAGGACACAACAACUCAGUGAUCACGUCAAAGUACACCAUUUGGAACUUCAUUUUUUUGAACGCAUAUGAACAGUUUCACAAGAUAUCCAACGUCUACUUUUUGAUCAUCGGGAUUCUGCAGUUAGUGCCUGAGUUCACCGCAACGAAUAGGCUACCGACCAUUUUGUUUCCGCUGACCAUUGUGCUAGUGGCCAAUGCUAUCAAAGAUGCGUAUGAAGAUUGGAAUAGACACAAGACGGACAAAAUUGAAAACAACCGAAUGUGCUACGUUGUGGCCGAUAAUGAGACCAACGAGAAAACGCAGAGUACAUCAUUUUGUAAAACUAUAUUUAGAAAGAUAAUAAAUUUUUUAAUCCGGAAAAAAAAAAUAUGUAAUACGGAUAACUCUUUUGAUGAAGAAAUAUACGUCGAUGAAAUUACUGACGUGGAUACUUUUAUGAGCAGUUUUGAAGCCAAUUUAGGACAUAUCGAAGGGACUAUUAAAAAAAAGUGGAAGGAUGUAAAUGCAGGGGAUAUAAUUCUCUGUAGAAAGUCAGAAUUUUUCUGUGCUGACAUUUUACUGCUAAGUACAAGUGACAAAAAUGGAAUUGCUUUUGUGGAAACAUCAAGCUUGGAUGGAGAAACUAACUUAAAAGUUAAAGAAGCAAACGGAUUCGUAUUCAACAUUCUUACCUGGGAUAGAAGUGAAGCAAUUGACAAGGUAAAAAAAUUGAAGGGGUUUAUAAUCAGUGAAAAACCGAAUAAAGAUUUGACGACCAUGUAUGGUACAAUCUAUUUCGAGAAGGAUGAAAAAACUGAUCUACAAUCUAAUGACGAUUUGUCGGAAAUAUUAAAAGAAACAACAGAGUUGAUAGAAAAUAGGAGAAGGAGAGUAUCAAGUGCAGAUUUUAGUAGAAAUAGUAGCAGCAUUGGAAAUAUACAGGAGGAAUGGAUAAGUGAGCUAAAUGAUGACACUGAAGACAAAUAUGUCAGAAUCCCAUUUGAUGAAAAGCAUUUCGUUUUAAGAGGUUGUAAGUUAAAAAAUACAGACUGGGUUAUUGGCAUAGUUAUAUACAUUGGGAAGGAAACCAAAAUACAAAUGAAUUCCACCAAACCGAUUAUUAAAACGAGUAAAUUAGAAAUAUUAACCAAUAGGCUAACCAUCAUUAUUUGGUUCAUUCAGAUGAUUAUUUGUUUCAUAUCAGCUUACUACAAUGCAGUGAUUGUAAGCUUGUCCAAGAAAAGUAAAUUUAAGUAUUUGCCUUUUAACUUAGAACAAUCGAAGAAGCCUUUUAUCGUCGGAGUUAUUUCCUUUUUCUCCUGGGUUGUCAUCACAGCGAAUUUCAUUCCCAUCAGUUUGAUUGUCACCAUGAGUUUUGUAAAAGUUGUUCAGGCGUAUUUCAUUUCCUGUGAUAAGAAUAUGAUACAUAAAGUGCUGGCGGAUAUUCCCACCUUCGGAAAGCAGAAGGAAACUGAAAGUUUGCGCGAUGAAAAUUCAGUGGAGUUGGACAUUAAGGAACCCGGAGGGAAACUCCACGCGGGGAGAAAUCAGACCGACAAGUCGAAAAUGUAUUUGGAGCCACAAGAAAGCACUGAAAGGAGCGAAGCAACAAAUGGGGAGUUCCACACUGGCGGUAACAGCACCAGCACGGGCAACACCAACGGAAAUAGUAGCUCCAAUGGGAAUGCCAGCACGAAUGAACGGAAAAAAACGCUCACCAGAGUUAUCACCUUUAAGGAUGUAAAGGAAAAGAACUACAUAUAUUUCAAUGCCGUACCGAGAACGUCCAGCUUGAUAGAAGAGCUGGGACAAAUCGAAUACAUUUUCUCGGACAAAACCGGAACGUUAACAUGCAACGUGAUGGAGUUCAGAAAAUGUGCCGUUAACGGAAUUUCCUAUGGAAAUGGUUUAACUGAAAUUAAGAAGCAUAUUUUAAAAAAAAAAAAUAUAGCCAUUCCAGAAGAACCCGUCCUGAAGUCAACGGAGAAAACGCCAAAUGUAAAUAUAGUAGAUGCGGAUUUGGUAAAUCAUCUGCACGAUGUGACGCAUUUUAACCAUGCCGCUCUGAUAGGCUUCUUCCUACAUUUGGCCAUUAAUCAUUCAGUGAUCUGUGAUUAUGCAAAGGAGCCCACGACGACCUACUCGUCGAGUAGCCCAGAUGAGGAAGCCCUAGUAUAUGCUGCAAAGCAUUUUGGAAUUACCUUCUUGUAUAGAAGGGAUGGCAAGUACGGAAUUAGCAUAUUCGGCACGGUUUACGAAAUUGAAACGUUGGCAAUUGUUGAAUUUACAAGCAAGAGAAAAAUGAGUAGCGUUAUUUGUAGGAUACCCGUCAGAGCUACCUACACAGGUGGUGAUGCUUCUGCUGAUGAUCAGGGAAGCGGAAACGACCUAGAGGAGGAACGACAUGUAGGAAGUGCGGAGGAGGAAGGCCCGGAACUUGCCAGAAACGAAAUGAUCAUCUCUUCCCGAUUGAAGAAUCAUCCUCUGGAUGAAAACUUGACCCCUGGAGGUCAGAAACCCAAAAAGGGAAAUAAACACAAUAAAAAAAAAGACAUAAUAACUUGUAAAAAUUGCAAGGAGUCCAAAAUUAUGCUUUUUUGCAAAGGAGCUGGAAGUGUGAUUUUAAAUAAAUUAGCAAAAAAGACGGAGGUAGAUGACAUGACGAUUGAACAUAUGGAAACGUACGCGGAUGAAGGAUUAAGAACAUUGUGUAUUGCACAAAGGGAAUUAACAGAAGAGGAAUUUGCAGAAUGGUAUAAACUGUACAAAGAAGCCACUGUAAGUAUAAAAGAUCGAGAAGAAAAUUUAGAAAACGUGGCAGAAUUUAUUGAAAAUAAAUUAACCUUGCAAGGAGUAACCGGUAUAGAGGAUAAAUUACAAGAAGGGGUCAGUUCCACAAUAGAAGAUCUAAGACUGGCAGGUAUUCACAUAUGGAUGUUGACAGGCGAUAAAAUAGAGACAGCAAUGAACAUCGGCAUUGCUGCAAAUUUGAUCGAUAAUUAUUCGGAGCAGUUUAUCUACACUGCAGAUUUAAUAUCAUGUGAAGAAGCACUGAUGAAAAAAAUUGAUGAGGAUAUUAUCAAUGUUGAGAAAACGUUAAAUUUACCUCACUACGAUUUUAAUUCCAAAAUUAAUGAUAAAAAACAGGGUUUUUUGAGGAGCUGUUUUAUUGUCAAGGAAGAAAGUAAUUUAUCGUUAAGUCCAGAUAAUUACAAAAUGUUAAUUAGCUCAUUUAACCACGUGUUAGUGGUAGAUGGGGGAUUGCUAGACACUUUGUUGAGCAAAAAAUUUGAAAGGAAAUUUUUUUACCUGGCGGAUAAAUGCUCUUCUGUGAUAUGUGGCCGAGUGAGUCCCUACCAAAAGGGAGCAAUCGUUUCGUCAGCCAAUCGAUUGUUGAAAAAAAUUACUUUAGCCAUAGGCGAUGGAGCUAAUGAUCGCAACAUGAUCAACACAGCUAACAUAGGAGUUGGGAUUAGAGGGCAAGAAGGGGUGCAGGCAUUUAACUCCUCAGAUUAUGGUAUCAGUCAGUUUAGGUUCUUAAAAAAUUUGUUACUAGUACAUGGCAGAUUGUCCUACACCAGAAUAAGCAAAUUGGUGGUAUACAUGUUUUACAAAAAUAUUGUUUUAAUUUUCCCUUUGUUCAUCUUCGGAUCGCUUUCCUUAUAUUCUGGGCAGAAAAUAUACUACGAAUUUUUACUUCACCUUCAUAAUAUUUUAUUUACGGCUGUUCCGGUUGUAGCCCAUGCCAUAUUAGACAAAGACGUGAGCUUAAACACAGCAUUGGUAACUCCGAGCUUGUACAAAUUAGGAAUAUAUCAUUACUAUUUUAACAUUAGUACAUUUGUGUCUUGGGUUUUUAACAGCCUUUUUCAUGGCCUAGUGGUUUUUUUAAUACCUCUAUACUUUUUAUCGUAUUAUAAUAUUCCUAAUUCUGAUGGGACAACAUACGAUAUGUGGACAGUUGGAAGUGUCACUUAUUUUCUGACCGUUUUAGUUGUCAAUUUGAAAGUGCUUCUGGAGACAUACUGCUUGAAUGUGCUUCCGCUUACCGCUGUGUUUAUGAGCAUUUUGGCGUUCGUCAUUCUUGUGGUGUCCUGCUCCUUCAUGUGCUUUGGCAGUAACAACUUUUUAGGUACAGCUGUCAUUUUAGCAAAAUCGUUGCGCUUUUGGCUAGUUGUUUUGUUAGGCAUAUUCACCGCCCUGUCCAGGGACUUCAUCUUUAAGGUUUUCAAGAGGAACUUCAACCCGGAGGUGUACCACUUCUUGCUCGACCAGGAAGACAAACCAAAGGGAGAAAACAACGUCAUAAAUCCGAUAAGUUCUGACAUCGGUCAGAAGGAGGAAGAAAUUAAAAUCGAAAAAUGCAAAUCUCUUGGAUACGCAUUCAGCGAAGUGGACCCCGCGUGCGUGAAGUUGAUUAGAAAGCAAGACAAAAUGAUUUAA
Plasmodium cynomolgi strain B is the source of this 4832-nucleotide messenger RNA. Its product is annotated as P-type ATPase2. The transcript is spliced from 4 exons. Lineage: Eukaryota; Apicomplexa; Aconoidasida; Haemosporida; Plasmodiidae. The record is from RefSeq and is a predicted model, not a curated record. Gene Ontology annotation, biological process: phospholipid translocation. Gene Ontology annotation, molecular function: ATP binding; magnesium ion binding; ATPase-coupled intramembrane lipid carrier activity. The coding region runs from base 315 to 4832 and encodes 1505 amino acids. Gene Ontology annotation, cellular component: plasma membrane.